This is a messenger RNA of Nothobranchius furzeri (turquoise killifish), 2159 nucleotides long. It is a transcript of the gene fbxo28, whose product is annotated as F-box protein 28. Gene Ontology annotation, molecular function: protein binding. The record is from RefSeq and is a predicted model, not a curated record. Gene Ontology annotation, biological process: protein polyubiquitination. Lineage: Eukaryota; Metazoa; Chordata; Actinopteri; Cyprinodontiformes; Nothobranchiidae.
GAAACGUCACUUCCGUCUCUACUCCACCAUAGCCAAAGAAGAUGGCGGUCGUUGUAGAGAAAGUAGAUGGAUGUUGUGGUUCUUUGGAGCCAGGCACGGUGUCGCUGAGGCAGGCCAGCCCUCCCCCAGACCAGCCGCACCAGAACAACCCGCUGCUGGCGCUGCCCAUCGUCGCUAUCGAGAAUAUUCUGGAUUUUCUGUCCUACGAUGAGAUCAGCGUGCUGCGUUCGGUGUGCAAACGCAUGGAUACAAUCUGCCAGCGGGUUUUGAAUCAGGGCUUCCUGAAGGUGGAGAGGUACCACAGCCUCUGCCAACGGCAGGUCAAAGCCCAGCUCCCCAGGCGCGAGUCUGAAAGGAGAAACCAUUCCCUGGCUCGUCAUGCUGACAUCCUGGCAGCCGUAGAAACGCGCCUCUCUCUCCUCAACAUGACAUUCAUGAAAUAUGUUGACUCCAACCUGUGCUGCUUUAUUCCUGGAAAGGUGAUCGAUGAGAUCUACCGUGUUCUGCGAUAUGUAAACUCUACUCGAGCCCCCCAGCGAGCUCAUGAGGUUCUCCAGGAGCUGAGGGACAUCUCUUCCAUGGCCAUGGAGUAUUUUGAUGAAAAGAUUGUCCCUAUUUUGAAGAAAAAGCUUCCAGGGACCGAUUUGUCUGGCCGUCUCAUCGGAUCUGCACCAGUGGCGUGUCCUUCCACCUCCCUGACCAACCUGUCCCUGCUGGCUAAGAACACCCCGUCUCGCUCUGAGAUGACAAAGGUGCAGCAGCAGAUCAAAGUCAACGGGGCGUCUAUGACAGUUCUGCGGCGAGAAAUGCAGGAAAUUCGUGUGAAACAGCUCGAGCAGCAGAAGCAGUUGCAGGACCAGGAGCAAAAGCUGCUGGAGCAGAGCCAGGUGAUCGGUGAACAGAACGCCCGACUAGCAGAGCUGGAGCACAAGCUCCGUGAGCUGAUUGACAGUGGUGCUGCAGUCAUAGGAGGACCCCAACCCUCCACGUCCAGCCCUCCUGCUAUGACCCCUGCUGCUGCCAGCAUGCCUCCUGCUAUGUUGGCUUGUGACAAUGUGGCUGUAACGUCACCCAGACAACUGGAGGGUGAGGACAGCGCCUCGCUGAAGCGCAACAGAACGAGCUCAGACCUUCCAAGACAUUCCAAACGACUGCGCAGGCGGAAAUGAGGAUGCUGGUUUUUAGUUUGACUGAUUGCACCAACCUCUCCACAUCCUGUAUAUCAUCACUCACACCAUCCUGUUGGGUCUUACCGAUGUUAGAAUCACACCUCCACCAUUGAAACUACAGCACGUACACUUGACUGGAGCUUUUAACUCUCCCGCAUUGUUAAUGGGGCCACAUGAGCCCCAGGUGCUUUUUAUUUAUUUUUUCUUCGGAGUGUUUAACCACCCCCUGUCCUGAAGGGGUCACCUGACAGGACAGUGGAAGGUUAAAACACGUUUGCACACUAGAGCUGAACGAUAUAUCGUUUAUUUGUCGGAAAUUGCUAUUUCAAACAACGGGAUCACGUGUUUGUCAAAACUGCUGUUUUAGCUUGACCGAUACAGGAUCGGUUGUGUCAACUAUUUUAGACAUCAGGGUUUUCCCAUGUUACGGGGCAGCAACUAGCAGGAGGGUGCCGGAGCUGAGCCCAAUUCUUCAGUUGACAGAGCGGCACAUUCUGAUUAUUCUCCCGAUUUUUUUCCCUUAUGUAGCAACGCUAGAGCCGAUAAUAAUGACUGUGGGAGUCUGACUCUGGUGCAAAUGUUGUCUCUCAGCACCAUGGGGGAGUGAGGGACAGAGAGACUUCUCCAGCAGCAGAAUGGAGUUCACCGUCAUAACACUAAGUGAACCUGAAAGUGCAACUUUUCUUCAAACGGUUUGAAUUUUUCUAAUGGCACACAGGUAUUCAAGCAAGCAUGUUAAACGUGUUUGGUGUCAGAGCGGUGUUUAUUCUGUGUUUUAGUAAGGAAAAGAAACGGCCCAUAACCACCUUGGUAAAUAAUGCAGGGACAACUCUCAAUGCAUUUUUUAAAUACAUUUGAACGCAAUUUUGACCUUCAGUUUUUCUCAUUGCAUUAAUAAAGUAGAACAAGAAGAACAAGAACCUGUCUACAUAAAAAUCACAAGUUGCUUCACCAGCACAUUAAAGAAUAAAGGAUAAUGGGACAAAAACA